UUCAAAGGGCGGCCGUCAGAGUCGGACGAACUUCACACCAUCGAGGAAGCUGGAGGAGCCACGUCCGAAAACUCAGAGUGAAAGCAUAAAACUCGACUUGUUCACUCGCUUCUUUCGCUCUUCGCACCCAACAUGGCAUCUUCAGGCUCAGCGGGACAGUCCGGCUUCAGACUCGGGCGCGGGAAGAAAAACCCAGGAGUGAUGGAUCAGAUUGGAAAAAUCUUUGGAGGAGAUAAGAAGCGGAAGAGCAAGGGCUCUUUCCGUGGUGCUCUCUCUGUUUCCCCUCAGAGGUCAAGUCACUCGUCUCCUCGCCGCCGCACUGGUGGCGACAAUGCUGUCGUUCACUUCUUCAGAUCUAUCGUGUCUCCUGCUCCUAAAAAAUCUAGGUGGCAUUCUUUCACAGCUAAACUAGGCAUGGGGGAUCAGAAGAGCUCAGUGAAGGCGCAAAAGGGGCGUGCGGGAGAGGGCCAGGGCACGCUGACUCGCCUCUUCAAAAUGGGCGGAACUAGAGCAGCAUCUCCGGCCAAACGCUGAGAUCUGGCUCUGUUAUUAUUCUCCAUUAAACAUGAUGACCCUGAACGGAGAUGAAAGGAAAGAAGAAGGAAGCUUUGUUUUCUCCACUUACGCCGUUUCCUGCCGUCUCCUGCGCUAACCCGAACAAGAUCGUGCUCAUCCUGUCUGUCUGAUCAUAUAUUUAUUUAUGUCAAUUUCUCCGUCCAAUGAGUUCAGCGUGGUCAGAUCCUCCGUUCCCCUCCCCAUCGUGUCUGUCCCUGUCUUUUGAGAACAUGACGCACUGAGAACCUUUUGAGGAAAGCGUUCUGAUUAUGAUUAGAAACUAACAGUUAUCAUGUUAUAUCACUAUAAAACGGUGAUAAAGGAUCAAAUUAUGACUGGUUUAAUAAGUUCAUUAUUGUUAUAUUAGAUUGUGAAGUUACUGGAUAGCUAGGACUUUCUAGUUGUAGAUUUGCUAACUUAGCAUGCAAGCUGAGAUUCAAAAAUCUUGUCACACGAUGACAAAUAAAUUGCCUCAAAAGGUUGUUGUGUAUCAUUUAUAUAACUGAAUAUUAGUAUUGUGGCACUGUCUUUGUCUCAGGAGUCAAUGUGACUAGCAUUUAGCAUUUAACAGUUUAUUUAUUGGUGCACAGGAUAAACUUACACACAUGCUGCUUCUUUAUGGCUUUGUGCAGUCUCGUCUUAAACUCACUGUUCCUCACUGUCUCAGUGGAUCUGACUGCAAACUGUAGAGCUAAAAAAAAAAAAAAAAAGUGGAAAGUAACUGAUAUGUUGUCUCUUGUUGAUUUUCAGUCACAGGGUUUCUUAACUUUUGUUCAUGUUUAGUCACUGCAUCUGGUGUUGACUUUCUUUCUUUCUUUCUCUCUCUCUCUCUCUCUCUCUCUCUCUCUCUCUCUCUCGCGCGCACUUCUUUGGCUUUCGACUACUUUCAACUUUUCAAAUAAAAUCAACCCCCAAUAAGACAUGGACACAGCUAGCAUAAAAAAAAGCCAUAGAUAUUAUGCGUGUGUUUGUCAGUUAGACAGCUAAUGGAGUGAUGGGAACCAUUAAAAAUGCAAAUAAAGGAGACAUCUAU
This is a messenger RNA of Ictalurus furcatus (blue catfish), 1588 nucleotides long. RefSeq names its product myelin basic protein b (gene mbpb). Gene Ontology annotation, cellular component: cell periphery; neuronal cell body; internode region of axon. NCBI's taxonomy places the organism in Eukaryota, Metazoa, Chordata, Actinopteri, Siluriformes, Ictaluridae. Bases 133 to 534 code for a protein of 133 amino acids. Gene Ontology annotation, molecular function: structural constituent of myelin sheath. The record is from RefSeq and is a predicted model, not a curated record. Gene Ontology annotation, biological process: myelination. The transcript is spliced from 6 exons.